AAGGAUAAACUUGUGUACGUCAGUAUAUCCGCAUAUCAGUCGUCUUCCUCAACAUCCAAACUUGCUGAGAAACACCAUCUCUGAAUUGCGUCCACGAGACCUAACAACUCUCUCCGCAAAUUCGAGGUCCCAAUGAGUUUAUUCUGCAAUUCAAUUGAGACCCUUUAUCCAAAGCCUUACCUUCCCCACAAACCUCACUUCUUUUCCCUCUCCGAUACAAAACUCCGAAACCUUAGCUUCGCCGGAUUCCCUCAUCUCCGGAUCAAAUCAUGCCUCAAAUCAGCUUCUUCCUCCGAAAUCGACAUGGUGAGGAACAAAGAAGGAGUCUUCGCCCCAAAGGAGAAGAAAGUAGUCGUCUUGUGGGACCUCGACAACAAACCGCCCCGCGGCCCGCCUUACGAGGCCGCGACGGAGCUCCGGCGAGUCGCGGAGAAGCUCGGCCGAGUCGUCGAGAUCUCCGCGUACGCGAACCGCCACGCUUUCAUCCACUUACCUCACUGGGUCGUCGAGGAGCGGCGAUCGAGGAGGAGCGUCGACUUCGCGGAGAGGAAAGGCGAAGUGAUCCCGUCGGAGCCGUACAUCUGCGGCGUCUGCGGCCGUAAGUGCAGAACGAAUCUCGACCUGAAGAAGCAUUUCAAGCAGCUUCACGAGCGGGAGAGGCAGAAGAAGGUGAACCGCAUGAGGUCUUUGAAGGGGAAGAAGCGUCAGAAGUUUAAGGAGCGUUACGUCUCCGGGAACGAGAAGUACAACGAGGCGGCGAGGAGGCUGCUCACGCCGAAAGUCGGGUACGGGCUCGAGGCCGAGCUGAGGAGAGCGGGGGUUUACGUGAAGACGGUGGAGGAUAAGCCGCAGGCGGCGGAUUGGGCGGUGAAGAGGCAGAUACAGCAUUCGAUGACGCGUGGGAUUGACUGGUUGGUUUUGGUGUCGGACGAUAAGGACUUUUCGGAUAUGUUGAGGAAGGCGAGGGAGGCUGAUCUCGGGACGGUUGUGGUGAGUGAUAGGGACGGUGUGUUGGGGCGGCAGGCUGAUUUGUGGGUGCCUUGGAUGGGGGUGGAGAAUGGGGAGAUUGGGGAGAAGGAUUUGGUGCCGGAGAAGAGACGGCGGUUUGAUGACGAGGAUGAGUUGUUUUCGUUGGCGUAUGAUGAGGAUAAGAGGGAGGAGAGCGAUGGGUUUGGGAGGUUUAGUGUGUCUGCGUUUUCGGAAGAUGAAUGGGUGGAGGAUGAGGGGGAUUUUGCGUUGAGUGAUAGUGACGAUGAUAGUGAGGAUGAGCUCGGCUUCUGAGUUGUAGUUGUGGAUGUUUCGAUCGGUUUAGGACAUGAACCGGGAAUUUGAGUUGAAAAGAAGCUCUGGUUGAUGUGUCAUUUUUUUUGGAGCAGUAUACUCUGAGAUCAAGAGUGGAACCAAUCUUUUGCGUAAGCAGAAAAGCAAUGAGAUUGUCGAAUGAUCUGCUGUAUCAUACAUUGUAUGAGACUAAUGGUAUAAAGCUAAGUGACACUCUUAUCACAACUCAAGCGGUGAACAAUCAGAGAUUAUACUCAUGUCCAUAAUGAUUUGGUAAAAAAAAAUCAUAAUACUGCAAAGCUUGUCUCGUUUGUU
Molecule: messenger RNA, 1596 nt
Organism: Brassica oleracea var. oleracea
Lineage: Eukaryota; Viridiplantae; Streptophyta; Magnoliopsida; Brassicales; Brassicaceae
Exons: 1
Coding region: 133-1281 (382 amino acids)
Source: RefSeq, a predicted model, not a curated record